AUGGAGACGGGGAAAGUGGAAGUUGAAGAUGAUGACGAGGACCACAGGGAUGCUGUAAUGGAAAAGUUUAGGGUGGAUAUUGAAGUGACAUCUUGCGAAACGGAGUCUGCAGUUCUGAACUUACUGUCAACAACACACUCUGAUGUAACGGAUGAACCUGUCGACUAUCAUCAGCAGACGAGCUCCGCUGUUCAACACCUGCUGUCUUCGGAACAGAGUGAGAUAAACGAAGAGUCCAGCGAUAUUGAAAGCUGGCAAUCGACAUCAGCUGUGUCCCAUGCACCUCCUGACGCAGUACCUGACCCCCUGAAGACAGAACUCUACGAUGACGAUUAA
This is a messenger RNA of Arctia plantaginis, 336 nucleotides long. Lineage: Eukaryota; Metazoa; Arthropoda; Insecta; Lepidoptera; Erebidae. The record is from the annotation of a GenBank genome assembly.